Messenger RNA from Vitis riparia (riverbank grape), 1558 nucleotides. Its product is annotated as elongation factor 1-gamma-like. Gene Ontology annotation, biological process: translational elongation. Bases 103 to 1374 code for a protein of 423 amino acids. The transcript is spliced from 8 exons. Gene Ontology annotation, molecular function: translation elongation factor activity; glutathione transferase activity. NCBI's taxonomy places the organism in Eukaryota, Viridiplantae, Streptophyta, Magnoliopsida, Vitales, Vitaceae. The record is from RefSeq and is a predicted model, not a curated record.
CUUCACUUUUUGUCUAUCACUCUGCCGCACUUCUCGUGUGCCUUCGGAAGAACUCUCCUGGUCAAAGAUCUAAAUCGAAGGGAGACGUUUUUCCGAUAAGCCAUGGCUCUGGUCUUGCAUGCAGGGAAAACGAACAAAAAUGCUUACAAGACACUCAUUGCUGCGGAGUACAGCGGUAUCAAAGUUGAACUGGCUCAGAACUUUGAGAUGGGUGUCUCCAACAAGACUCCCGAGUUCCUUAAGAUGAACCCUAUCGGGAAGGUUCCCGUGUUGGAAACACCUGAUGGUCCUGUAUUUGAGAGCAAUGCCAUAGCACGUUAUGUCACACGAUUGAAGGCUGACAACCCCCUUUAUGGCUCUUCUCCAAUUGAAUAUGGCCACAUUGAGCAGUGGAUUGAUUUUGCAUCAUUGGAGAUUGAUGCUAAUAUUGGGCAUUGGUUUAGACCAAGGAUGGGACGUGCUGUAUACCUUCCACCGUUUGAGGAGGCUGCAAUUGCUGCAUUGAAGAGAGCAUUAGGUGCUUUGAACACACAUCUUGCUUCAAACACUUUCCUGGUUGGGCAUUCUGUCACCCUGGCUGACAUUGUCAUGACAUGCAAUUUGUAUAUGGGAUUCAGUCGGCUCAUGACUAAGAGCUUUACCUCGGAGUUCCCUCAUGUUGAGAGAUACUUCUGGACCAUGGUUAAUCAACCAAAUUUCAGCAAGAUCUUGGGUGAGGUAGAGCAAACUGCAUCAGUCCCACCUGUUUCGUCUGCAAAGAAGCCUGCCCUGCCAAAAGAACAUGCCAAACCAAAGCACAAGGAUGAACCAAAGAAAGAAGUCAAGAAGGAGCCAGCAAAGCCCAAAGAGGCUCCUGUUGGGGAAGAGGAAGAAGCACCAAAACCCAAACCUAAGAAUCCUCUUGAUCUGCUGCCCCCAAGUAAGAUGAUUCUGGAUGAAUGGAAGAGACUCUACUCAAAUACCAAGACCAAUUUCCGUGAGGUUGCAAUUAAAGGAUUCUGGGACAUGUAUGAUCCCGAGGGAUAUUCUCUUUGGUUCUGUGAUUACAAAUACAAUGACGAGAAUACCGUCUCAUUCGUAACUCUGAACAAGGUUGGUGGAUUCCUUCAGCGGAUGGAUCUGGCACGCAAGUAUGCUUUUGGGAAGAUGCUUGUAAUCGGCUCAGAGGCCCCAUUCAAGGUGAAGGGGCUGUGGCUUUUCCGCGGGCAAGAGAUACCUCAAUUUAUAAUUGAUGAGUGCUAUGACAUGGAACUCUAUGAGUGGAAGAAGGUUGACAUCUCGGAUGAGGCCCAAAAGGAGCGUGUGAAUCAGAUGAUAGAAGAUCAGGAGCCUUUUGAGGGAGAGGCUCUUCUGGAUGCCAAGUGCUUCAAGUGAGAAAACCAUCCCUAGCUGAAAGGAUAUGUUUUUGUUUUUUAUUUUCCUGGUAGAGCUUGUUCUCUCUUCCUUUCCUAGACAGAUUGAAUCCUUAGUUUAUAUUUGUUAUUUAAGUGAUACGUUACCUAUCAAAAAAAAAAAUUGUUAUUUAAGUGAUAUGUUGAUUUCUAUGCUUGUUUGUGAA